UACAAAAUUAGGGUAUAUUAAGCCCCAUUUCUUCUCCCACGCUCAUAGGAAUCCCAGAGCUCGAAACUUCACUCUAUACGUACACACCUCUCUCUGUAUAUAUACACAUCGAAAUCGGAGUAUCGUUAAAUAAGAAUGGCGACGUUUGAGUUGUACAGGAGAUCGACGAUUGGCAUGUGCCUGACGGAGACGCUUGACGAGAUGGUUUCGAGUGGUGUUCUCAGCCCUGAGCUCGCCAUUCAAGUCCUUGUUCAAUUUGACAAGUCGAUGACUGAGGCAUUGGAAAACCUGGUGAAGAGCAAGGUUUCUAUUAAGGGACAUCUUCACACCUACAGAUUCUGUGACAACGUUUGGACUUUCAUCUUACAAAAUGCUCAGUUGAAGAGCGAAGAUUUUCAGGAGAUGGUUGGUCACGUGAAGAUUGUGGCUUGCGACUCAAAACUGCUUACACAGUGAGGAGACAAAUGAAAGGGAGAAUUUACUUCUAUCCUGUUUGUAUUUGCUUGCGACGGUGUGGAUUAGUCACUUUGUACAAACCAAACGUGUAUUAGGCAGAAUAAAUUCUGUCGAUUGUAUUACUUAGAUAUUUGCUCAGUUCAUAAGCUAUCGAUUUCUAGAA
This is a messenger RNA of Olea europaea var. sylvestris, 619 nucleotides long. Its product is annotated as transcription initiation factor IIA subunit 2. Bases 136 to 456 code for a protein of 106 amino acids. Gene Ontology annotation, biological process: RNA polymerase II preinitiation complex assembly; transcription initiation at RNA polymerase II promoter. Gene Ontology annotation, cellular component: transcription factor TFIIA complex. The record is from RefSeq and is a predicted model, not a curated record. Gene Ontology annotation, molecular function: TBP-class protein binding; RNA polymerase II general transcription initiation factor activity. Lineage: Eukaryota; Viridiplantae; Streptophyta; Magnoliopsida; Lamiales; Oleaceae. The transcript has 4 exons.